GGGGAAGUCCUGUGGAAGGGUACUCUAAGUCAGGUUUAGAAUCCAACAAAAAAAUCGGAAAACCUUUGAGUGGCAACAUUCACAGUCCUGUAUGGGGAAAACAACUGAAGUUUGACCUUGGUACUUGUCCAUACACGAGGGAUGCAUUGUUGUACCCAGUUUAUAGAUGAAACAGGAUUAAUUAGAGUAGUUGAAUGAAUUGCCCCACUCAGUCUGGAUUUGAGCCUAGAUCUGUAUGACUCUGGCUCUCUCCUCAAUACCACACUGCUGUAAGGAACUUAACAUUGCAUUCAAUUUUAGCAAGCCUCUCUUGUGUGUCAGGCACUGUGCUGGGUACUAGUUCUCUGCUUUGUACUUCUGUCCCUCUAAAAUCCAUCCUCCAUGCUGGAGAAAUCUACCUUUGAGGCAAGGCGGACUGUGGCGCAUGUCACCUUACAAGCUUUUAGCGGCUCCUCGCUGCCCGCAGGAUAAAGUCCAAGCUCUUUAGCCUGUACACAAGGCUCCUUAUUAGCUUGCUCCAUAGUCUCUUUGGCCUUCUCUUCCACUACUCUUCACCAUGCACUUUGUGCUGUGGUCCUCAUGAAUUGGUUGUAGUUUCUCCUCCUCCUUGCUCAGGCUAUACUGUCUCUGAGAGGAAUGCCCUUCUUGCCCUUUUUUGCCUGCUAACUUCUCCUCACCCUUCAUAGCUUACCUCAGACUUCCUGUCCUACAGGAAGCCUUUCCUAAUAUCCACUGCUCCCACUCCAGUUAGGUCCCUCUUCUGUGCAUCUUUGUCAUUGCAUUUCCCACACCAUAUUGCAGUUAUCUCCCCUGCUAGGCUGUGACCUUCUUGAGGACAGCAAAAGUGUUUUACUCUUCCCUGCCCUUAGUAGAGUUUGGAGCUGACUUAUGAUAGAGAUGAAUGAGAGACAGUCUGUUUAAGGAGCUUCUAGGACAAAAGAGACUUUAACAUUUCAUAGGCCCCUUCCAUUUAACAGCUUUUCAUAUAUAGUUUCUUAAUAGUCCUCUCAUAAUGUUGUGAUGUAGGUGGUGAUGUUUCGAUUUUACAGAUGAGGAAGAGACUCAGGUUAUCGCUUGCCAAGAGUCCUCCUAAGCAACAGAACUGGGAUUUGAACCUAGGUCUGUCUGAUUUAUAAAACCCAAUGUCUUCCAUUCCACUCGCUACCUGGUACUGGUUCCUGUAAGUAACUGUUUAAAGACUGAUGAGGCACCUUGAUUGUGAAGCUCUGACAGAACAGUGGGUAAACAGGGCUAGGAGAGCAUCAUUUUGUCUGGGAAUGUGGGGUCAUUUCAGGGAGGAGGAGAUGGAGGGAAUUGCAGAUAGCCCAAGGGAUCUCAAGAGUCUGAUAGGAAACUGAUAGUUGCUUCUGAGGAGAUAGAGAAGUACUAUAUUUGUUCUGUAUUUUAUUUUACGGAUAAUAAUCGCUAUUACUUUUUGAGCCCCUGCUAUGUGUUAUUUUCUAUAGUCUCUCAACAAACCCCUUCAGGUACGUAUUGCUAUUCUUUUCAUCUUAUAGAUGAGGAAACUGAGACUCAGAGAAAUUAAAUUACUUGUCCAGGGUCACACUGAAUAAGUGGUCAAGCUAGGACUUGGGUCUAAGUCUAAUGCAGUAUGGCUUUAAAAUAUUCUAUACUGUGUCCCCAAACAUAGAUGUGUCAGAAACGGGAUUUGAACACAAAGUUUGGUGUAGUUAUCCAACAGGGAAGAAAUCCCUUUCAGCCUUGGGAUGGCCAAAUGGCCAGCCAUCUUGAUGUUUGGUUGCUUACAAAAUGCUUUUAUGUCCAGUCUCACAUGUGAGCCUGGGAGGUGGCUUGCCUCAGUUCUCCCAGUAGUCCAGGUUCUGUACUACUAACAAUGACCUCUUCCAUGCCUCCCCACUGCCCCUCAUCCUGCAGAGAGAGCGCCAUUCCUGUGGAUGUGGCUCGGCAACGGGAGUUGAAGUGGCUGGAGAUGUUCAGUAACUGGGAUAAGUGGCUGUCAAGACGUUUCCAGAAGGUGAAGCUGCGCUGCCGGAAGGGGGUCCCCUCCUCCCUCAGAGCCAAGGCUUGGCAGUACCUGUCCAAUAGCAAGGAACUCCUGGAGCAGAAUCCUGGAAAGUUUGAGGAGCUGGAACGGGCUCCUGGGGACCCCAAGUGGCUGGAUGUGAUUGAAAAGGACCUGCACCGCCAGUUCCCUUUCCACGAGAUGUUUGCUGCUCGAGGGGGGCAUGGGCAACAGGACCUGUAUCGCAUCCUGAAGGCCUACACUAUCUACCGGCCUGACGAGGGCUACUGCCAGGCCCAGGCCCCAGUGGCCGCAGUGCUGCUCAUGCACAUGCCUGCUGAGCAAGCCUUUUGGUGCCUGGUACAGAUCUGUGACAAGUACCUCCCUGGCUACUACAGUGCAGGAUUGGAGGCCAUUCAGCUGGAUGGAGAGAUCUUUUUUGCGCUACUGCGUCGGGCUUCCCCAUUGGCGCAUCGGCACCUGCGGCGGCAGCGCAUUGACCCUGUGCUCUACAUGACAGAAUGGUUCAUGUGCAUCUUUGCCCGCACCCUGCCCUGGGCUUCAGUGCUACGUGUCUGGGACAUGUUUUUCUGUGAAGGCGUCAAGAUCAUCUUCCGAGUGGCCCUGGUGCUGCUGCAGCACACGCUGGGCUCAGUGGAGAAGCUGCGCUCCUGCCAAGGCAUGUAUGAGACCAUGGAGCAGCUGCGCAACCUGCCCCAGCAGUGCAUGCAGGAGGACCUUCUCGUGCAUGAGGUGACUAACCUCCGAGUCACAGAGGCACUGAUUGAGCGGGAGAAUGCAGCACAGCUCAAGAAGUGGCGGGAAACCCGGGGGGAGCUGCAGUAUCAGCCCUCACGGCGACUCCAUGGUUCCCGGGCCAUCCAUGAGGAGCGCCGGCGGCAGCAGCCACCCCUGGGCCCCUCUUCCAGCCUCCUUAGCCUCCCUGGCCUCAAGAGCCGAGGCUCCCGGGCAGCUGGUGGGGCCCCCUCCCCACCCCCUCCUGCCCGAAGGGCCAGUGCUGGGCCUGCUCCAGGGCCUGUGGUCACUGCUGAGGGACUGCAUCCAUCCCUUCCCUCACCUACUGGCAACAGCACCCCGUUGGGCACCAGCAAGGAAGCCCGGAGGCAGGAGAAGGAGCGGCAGAAACAGGAAAAGGAGAGUGAGAAGGAGCGGCAGAAACAGGAGAAAGAGCGGGAGAAGCAGGAGAAGGAGCGGCAGAAGUGGGAAAAAGAGCAGGAGAAGGAGCAGCAGAAACAGGAGAAGGAGCGGCAGAAGCAGGAGAAGGAGCGGCAGAAGCAAGAGAAGGAACGGCAGAAGCAGGAGAAGAAGGCCCAAGGCCGGAAGCUUUCACUGCGUCGAAAGGCCGAUGGGCCCCCAGCCCCUCAGGAUGGCGGGGACAGGUCCUCGGCAUCUGAGGCCCGGCAGGAUGCUUACUUCUGACCUCUACCCUGGGGUGGACUGCAUGGCCCCCCUUUUCCCCUCAGCCAAGAGCAGGCCUGACCUGCUGCCCCCAGCCCCCUUGGUGGGCCAUCCCUCUCUGAGGAAAGUGGCUUGAUUACCCUAUCUCCUCAUGCCAGCUGCUGAUCCUACACAGCCAAGACAGUCACAGUGCAUGGGGCAGCUGCAUUUCCCUGAGGCA
This is a messenger RNA of Trichechus manatus latirostris (Florida manatee), 3623 nucleotides long. RefSeq names its product TBC1 domain family member 10B (gene TBC1D10B). The record is from RefSeq and is a predicted model, not a curated record. The transcript has 8 exons. The coding region runs from base 1856 to 3424 and encodes 522 amino acids. NCBI's taxonomy places the organism in Eukaryota, Metazoa, Chordata, Mammalia, Sirenia, Trichechidae.